GUUUGUUUGAACAUGUUUAUUUCAACAAAACACUAUCUACACUUCUAAUCGCAAAUGUUUAUCACUACUUAUCGCUAGAUAAAAUAUAAUACUUCUAGAUAUUAUUUUUAUAUCAGUUUUAUUUCAGCACGUGAUUAAUCAAUCAAUAACGUGAGCUUACAAGUACCUAAAAUCGCUUGAAAUUGUAUGUGAUAUUAUAAGUCGUCGCAGUUACUAAGUUCUUAUUCGAAUAAUCCAAAAUGUGUUCUAAAGACCCGAGCUCAUUCUGUAGAAUUGAUCAAGAAAAAACUGAACAUAUACAUUUUAAUUGGCGUGUGGACUUCUGCCAAAAAGUGAUAGAUGGUUGGGCCUCAUAUAAGUUUUCAAUAACUUCGAAAAAUGAUGGCAAAAUAGUGUUAGAUGUAAGCAAGUUGAAUAUUGCAUCUGUCACCUGUGAUAUUCAAUCAGAGUCAAAAGAAUUAGAUUUUACUGAGACUGAUUUGAGAGAGGGCAUUGGUUCAAAGCUAACAAUUACGUUGCCACCUGAAGCAAAAUCAGAAGAAACAAUAGCGAUCAAAAUUUGCUAUUCAACAUCACCUGAUGCUAGCGGUUUACAAUGGUUGCAACCACAACAAACAUCUGGAAAAGUUCACCCGUAUAUGUUUAGCCAGUUUCAGGCUAUUCAUGCGAGAUCUGUGUUUCCGUGCCAAGAUUCACCUUCUAUAAAGUGUACAUAUUCAGCUAAGGUAAUGUGUCCUAAUGAGCUAAAAGUGCUGAUGAGCGCGAUUUGCGUAGAUUGUGAGAGUAAGGAAGGAAUGUUUACUUUUAAUCAAAAAAUUCCUGUGCCGUCAUAUUUAAUUUGCAUAGCAGUUGGCGCUGUUGUGUCCAAGGAUUUAGCACCAAAAUUGAGAGUGUGGAGUGAAAAAGAACAAAUAGAGGCAUGUGCUUACGAAUUUGCGGAAACACCUCAGAUUUUAGCGGCAGCGGAAGAAAUUUGUGGACCUUAUGUCUGGGGCCGUUAUGAUUUACUUGUUUUACCUCCUUCAUUCCCUUAUGGUGGAAUGGAAAAUCCAUGCUUGACAUUUGUAACACCUACUCUAUUGGCUGGCGACAGAUCGCUAGUGAGUGUUGUUGCUCAUGAAAUAGCACAUAGCUGGACUGGAAAUUUAGUCACAAAUUGCAGUUUUGAACAUUUCUGGCUAAAUGAAGGUUUCACUGUAUUUGUAGAAUACAAAAUUCAGGGAAAAUUGCAUGGUGAAGAUGUUAGAGACUUUCAUUCGCUUUGCGGACUCACAACAUUGAAAGAAGAGGUUCAACUAUUAGGUGAAACCAAUCAACUGACUGCUCUCGUUGUUAACUUACAAAAUUUAAGUCCUGACGAUGCAUUUUCUUCUAUACCUUACAUGAAAGGCUCUUUGUUUCUAAGAUAUCUUGAACAGUUACUUGGUGGUCCAUGUGUUUUUGGAUGUUUUUUGAAAAGUUAUUUAGCUCAUUUUGAGUUUAAGUCUAUUGAAACAAAUGAUUUUAAGCAAUAUUUGCUAGAUUAUUUUAAGGAUAAUCCUAAAAUUAAUGAAAUCGAUUGGAACACGUGGCUAUAUUCUCCAGGAAUGCCUCCAGCAAUUCCAAAGUAUGAUAGAUCUUUACUCAACGUGUGCAAGGAACUUGUUGAUUUUUGGCUUAACACUUCUGCUCCUGUUUGUAAUCCUCCGGACCACCUGAAAAAAAUAUCAUCUCAACAACUAAUUCAAUUUUUAUCAUUAUUAAUCGAAAAAUGCCCAUUGGCAAUUGAAAGACUGAAAAGAUUAGACACAAUUUAUAAAUUAAAUAUUAGUAAGAAUUCUGAAGUUUGUUUCAGAUGGUUACGAUUAUGCAUGUUAUCUAAAUGGGAAGAUAAGAUUAAUGAUGCUUUGGAAUUUGUCACAAGCGUAGGAAGAAUGAAGUAUGUUCGACCUUUGUAUCGAGACAUGUAUGCUUGGGAAACGUCACGAGAACGUGCUAUUGCUAACUUCAAAAAACAUAGAGACAGUAUGAUGUAUGUUACUGCCUACACCGUCUCUAAAGAUUUGAAUCUUGACUAAUUUUUCUUUGAAAAAUCAAUUAUUUAAGAAGUCAUUUGUUAUUACUGUUUUGAAUUGAAAUAGUAUUGCUUUUUUAAUUUUAAUAAUUUUACUUGUGGUUUUAGUGGAUUUACUGAAUUGUUACAAAAUGAAUUAAUACUGCAUGUUAUUGAAUAAAAGUAUUUUAUAUACUAUAACUAAAACUGAAUUGUUGGCAUAUGUAUUUUUAAAUUUGAAUAAAA
Messenger RNA from Ctenocephalides felis (cat flea), 2278 nucleotides. RefSeq names its product leukotriene A-4 hydrolase. Gene Ontology annotation, molecular function: zinc ion binding; aminopeptidase activity; epoxide hydrolase activity. Lineage: Eukaryota; Metazoa; Arthropoda; Insecta; Siphonaptera; Pulicidae. Gene Ontology annotation, cellular component: cytosol. The record is from RefSeq and is a predicted model, not a curated record. Bases 240 to 2057 code for a protein of 605 amino acids. The transcript has 10 exons. Gene Ontology annotation, biological process: peptide catabolic process; proteolysis.